GAAACGCAACAGUCCUGUAUAGUCCGCUCUCUGACUUCACUAGUCUCAUUCUCUCUAGAAGAUGGCGGACUGCGCUUCACUGUUGGAUGAGGAGCUCUCUUCCUUUGUCUUCAAUUACCUGACAGAAAACUCCGGGAGCCAGUAUGGGGAGGAGGAGGUCUCUUCAGACCACCUGGAUGCAGACUUCCCAGACAUUGACCUCUCUCAGCUGGACACCAGCGACUUCAACUGCCUCAGUGAGCUGCACUGGUGCAGCGAGCAGCCAGACAGCUCCCCGUCCUCCACCCACUACCACACAGGGGACCCCGAGUUCCUGGAGAUAGAAGAGGAGAAUGCAGCCCUGUUGGCGGCACUCACAGACAGCCUGGACAGCAUGGUAGAAGACGAGGUGGUGGGCCUCAGCGUCUUCCCCUCUCUGACGGAUGCGUCCGAAGACGAGGAGGAGGAGGAGGAGGACAGCAUGGAGAGCAGCGGGGACGGCUGCAGUGAACUGGGCUCACAGCAGCAGCUACGUAGAAGGCUCCCCUUAACCAAGACAGAGAUACUCGCCUCCCAAACCUGUGAUGCAGAGGAGCCCUCCCUACUGGAGAAGCUUCUGCUUACUCCUCCAAAUGUGCCUGUCGGCCUCGACUCUCAAAAAGAGGCCAGUUUCCGUAGUAGCCAUAGCAGCAGUCGCAACCACCACCUCAGGCCUGCCAGGCCACCCCUUAAGACAGGGAAGCGCGCCGGCUCUCUGGAGGCCAAGUCUCGGGCCGCCCUCCGUCCCGCCGGCCGCCUCUGCACAGAGCUGCACCGGCACCUGACCACCGAACGACACCAGCUCCAGACAGAGGAAGAGGGGGAGGAGGAAGAGGAGGAGGAGGAAGAGGACCUGGCAGAGGAGGACGAGGAAGAAGAGGACAGUGAGUCUGAAGAGGAGGAGGAUGCCGAAGAGGACGAGGAAGAGGAGGAAUCUUUCAGCAGCGAAGGCGAGAGUGGAGCCCAACCACAGGGGAUCCUCCAUGGGCCCCUUCCAGCCCCGCCCAAGCCCCAGUUCUCCUCCGAGCGCGAGCUGCACUCCGUGGUGGAGCUCGUGAAGUACAUGCACACCUACUGCGUUCCCUCGCGCAAGCAGCAAGCCAGCUGGGACCGCAAGGAGCGCGAGAUGGCUGCCGCAGCAGCAGCAGCAUCGUCGGGCCAUCGCCGCACCAGUACCACACCUUCCUCUUCUUCCUCCUCUCUGCCACGCUCUGCCGGCCACUGCCACAGAGGACCCACCACCACCGCUGGCUAUGCUCACCACCAGAGCAAUGGGGCGGCGGUAGUGCGGCCGCGCCUGGCGUUCACACGGCAGCGGGACAUGCGGGCGUUCACCCUACUCAAGCAGCUGCUGGAGGCCGUCAACCCCUUUGACGUCAGCAAGCCCUACCGUUACCACAGCGCCCCCUAUGCCUCGGCACGCGUUGCUGCUGCCGCCACGCUCAACAGCAGCAGUUGCAUUCAUCAGCAACAGCAGGGUCUGCAGCUUCAUAACAAAGCUACACAACAGGCCUGCUGCAACAGUCUUGGGAGCGCGACGGAGCCCAGUGUCGCCGUGCUACAGACGCAGCAGCCGGAUGAUGAUGCCGCCUCGUUCUCAGUGCGCCGCUCUAGGCGUCUGGCCUCCUUCCCCAGCCGCUUCGCCAAGAGGUCGCGACCCUUACACAUCAGCUCCGGUAGCCCCACCCCCACACCGACCCUGGCGCUCAACACCACCACGCCACCGCCUACUCAUAAUGCACCACAGGGGUCCAUAGAGACGGCCACGGAGGAAAAUGACCUCCAGCAGAAGAGCCCCGUCUGCAGCGGCAGUCCUUUGUGUGACAGUGAGAACAGGUCCUGUCUCUGUCUCCCACUCAGUCUCAAAUCCACAGGAGACUCCCAGUAUGCCAACAAGCCCUUUGAGGCAACACUCAGCGUGGAAUUGUGUGGCACAGCAGGGCUGACCCCUCCCACCACCCCGCCUCACAAGCCGGUGGAAGAGGAACUCUUCAAGCCAGAAGGGAAGGGGGCGGAGCUUCCCUCGCCCUCACCGCCCUCCCGCGGCGGAGGCGGGUUCCUGUCUCGGCCUCACGCUCGGAAGCUGCCGGAACAGACGGAGCUCUAUGCACAGCUCCAGCGCAUGGGCCAGGCCGAGUACACCCCGCCGUCUCUACUUCGCCCGGGCUCGCUGCGUUCCUACGGCGACCACGAUUACUGUCUGCUCAACCUGACGACCGACAGCCGCAAGCGCCCUGCCUCCGCCCUGCUCACCGCCUCCACCGCCGUCUCCAUCACCGGCCACCACCCACCCCCAGGACUGGCCUCUGCCCUCCUAACCCCCACCUCCCCCCCGGCCCUGGGGCUCCUCUCCCACGAUGCCCACACCAACAACAGGCAAGUUGUUGGGACACCCGAACGAAGUGGUAGUGGCGAUCGUCUUUGCUCCAAACUGCUUCGGCAGAGGGAGGAGGAGAAGGAGGGAGGGGAAGGAGGAGGAGGAGGAGGUGGGCGUCUGACUCUGCGCACCACAGGCUGCUCCUCCUCCGCUUCCUUGACACCCCAGGCCUUGUCAACAAGGAACGUGGACGAGGACACUGUGCCGCUCCCCCCGCCACCUCGCUCCCCAUCGCCUGGCAACAACAUGCGCCCCUCGACACCCUGCUGCCAACCCCACUCUCCUAGUGGCAAGGCCAGCUACAGCUGUGAAAACUCUGAGACUUGCCAUGGAGACAAACAGCGAUACAAAUGCAAAACUGUACAGCAGAAUGAUGACGACUGCCGUGUUUUCUACAUUCACAACCUGCCCAGCAGCGUGACGCAGAGUAUGCUGCGAAAGCGCUUUGAGGCCUUUGGUGAUCCCAAGGACUGCAGGGUGGUCAUCAAAAACGACCGAGACCGUUGUGGAGUGAUCACUUUCAGGAAGGGACAGAGCAGUGGUUCUCAGCGGUAUCGGACAGGGUUUCAAAAUGGCAGCAGUGGUUCGCGCAGACUGAGCAGGAAACGCUACAUAGACUUGGAUGAAGCUGGGCCUGGCCCUGUGAAGAGCAAGUACGACUCUAUGGACUUUGACACCCUUCUAAAGGAAGCCCAGAAGAGUCUGCAUCGCUGAUGAUGAUGCGCCUUACUCACUCACUUACUCAUGCAACAAUCCCUCCCUCCCUUCUCCUCUCUUCUCUGCUCCCUACCCCAUUGCAUUUUACCACAUCCACAGCCCCAGAUUUCUGUAUGCACACGCACACACACACCAACAAAAAACGAAACGCGCACUCACACAUACCCCGCCACCACCACCACCCUUUUUAAAAUGAAACACAUAUGCCCUCCCCUGACCUCUUAAGGCCCUACAGCCUCGGAUGCUCCUCGCCUCAGUACCUGGAGGAAGGCAGGCACCUCAUAAUGUUUACAUUUCCAACAUCAGAAUGGUGAUGCCUCAACUUGACCUGAGGGGACUUCUGGGUUUUCUAAUGCCCAGGUGGACUGAGAGGACAAAGAGGACAAAUGAACAAGCGAACAAGGAGGGUAACCAAACAAACAAAAAGAACAAACAGCAAAACAAAACAAAUGCGAAGUGAAACACUGAGCAAGAAUGCUGCUUCCUGUUGUGUGUAUCCUAAAGACGUUUGCUGUUGUCGCCGAGGUGUCUGUAGCAAGCCUGUGCUCUUCGCAUUUGGAAAUUGUGUGUGUAUGCUUUUAUGUGUAUGUGUCUCAUGUGCAAGGUGUGUGUGUGUGUGUGUGUGAGAGAGAGAGAGAGAGAGAGUUGUUUUAUAGUCCUUCCUCCCCUCAUCUAUGAGUCAGCUGAUGACUAGACUGUGGGAGCAAUACUAGCUAUAUACAUUUUAGCAAAUCGUUGGUGUUCACAACUGUUGUAUGUAUGUACGUAAGGUAUGUGUGUGUGUCCGUGUAAUUUUAAAUUAAGAAAAAAAGAGCAUUAAUACAAAUGUAGAGUUUACAAAGUCACAGAAGACAGACCGAAAAAUAAGAGUUGACUCACGACUAAA
Molecule: messenger RNA, 3998 nt
Organism: Engraulis encrasicolus (European anchovy)
Lineage: Eukaryota; Metazoa; Chordata; Actinopteri; Clupeiformes; Engraulidae
Gene: ppargc1b
Product: peroxisome proliferator-activated receptor gamma, coactivator 1 beta
Exons: 13
Coding region: 62-3109 (1015 amino acids)
Biological process (GO): positive regulation of transcription by RNA polymerase II
Cellular component (GO): nucleus
Molecular function (GO): RNA binding; transcription factor binding
Source: RefSeq, a predicted model, not a curated record